AUGAUCGCCUUUCGCAACACCAUCAUCGCUGUGGUGGUUAUCUCUCUCUUUACGUUUAUCGCCCUAUUCGGACGACUGCCCGCUCUACGCAAAACUCCCAUAGGCUUCAGUCACAGGCUGCUGUGCAUUUACGUCCCGAAUGGAUUCCGUCGGGUUGAUGCACGUUAUACUGGCGGCCGUAUGUCGCGCAGUAUUGCUCGACUUACACAUUAUCUUUUUCAAGAGAAGAACCCGCUCGUUCUACUUCUCUUCCUCACACUCCUGACAGGCAGUGCGACCCUCUUCCUCAAAGCCGCCCUGCCACACCUCGAGACCAAGUUCAUCCUACCCAUACCGAUCGUAUUGCUCGCACCAUAUACCUUUACCUACCUCUGCGUCACCAGCACCGUUGACCAUAUCACUCCUGCCAACCAUGCCGCCGCUAUGCGAACAUAUCCCUACGACCACAUCCUCUUCCGUCCUGAGAACGUGUGCCGCACCUGCAAUUUGGUGAAGCCUGCCAGGAGUAAACAUUGUUCGUUAUGUGGUGUAUGCGUCGCUCGCUGCGAUCAUCAUUGCGCCUGGGUCAACAAUUGCGUCGGCCGCCAUAACUACCGCUGGUUCCUGCAAGUCCUUCUCAGUAUCGGCAUUGUGGAAAUCUACGGCGCAUAUCUCUGUUGGCACAUUCUAUCUCCACACCUGCAUUUGGGUAACUCCAAGUACGGCUGGUUGGAAAAACAAUACUGGGCCGAGUUGGGCAAUGCUUUUGUGUUUGCUAUGAGCAUUGGUGGUAUUGGUAUCUCUGGUGUGGGUUUACUCGCCGUUACAACCCUGCCAUUGCCAUUUGCGUUGUUCGGAUACCAUGUCUACCUCAUAUGGGCAGGUAUGACGACAAAUGAAAGUGCCAAAUGGGCAGACUGGCGCGACGACAUGACCGAUGGUGUAGCAUGGAUAGGCAAGAAAACCAGUGGCAUCAAGAAUGACGAACUUGCCUCAGAGUCGGAAGAAGAGGAGGAAUACAUCCCAUGGCCAAGGAUCAGUGAUCAAGUCCUCGUCAGCACCACAGACGGAAAGGCUCCCACAGGCCAGGAACAUCUGUGGGAAAAAGCCACAAGCUUGGAUAUGGUAGAGAAUAUCUACGACCUUGGUUUCUGGCGUAACUUCAUCGCUGUCUUGCAAGGGAAGUAG
Molecule: messenger RNA, 1167 nt
Organism: Aureobasidium pullulans EXF-150
Lineage: Eukaryota; Fungi; Ascomycota; Dothideomycetes; Dothideales; Saccotheciaceae
Product: zf-DHHC-domain-containing protein
Exons: 2
Coding region: 1-1167 (388 amino acids)
Biological process (GO): peptidyl-L-cysteine S-palmitoylation; protein targeting to membrane
Cellular component (GO): Golgi apparatus; endoplasmic reticulum
Molecular function (GO): protein-cysteine S-palmitoyltransferase activity
Source: RefSeq, a predicted model, not a curated record